AUGACUUCCCAACAACAAGACGUCCCUCAUGCGGCGCGAGGCACCGGCGCGACGCCUACACCUUUGUCGUGGUUCCCCCUUAGUUACAAGGAAGGGUUUAGCCAAUGGUGGGCGUGUCUACCUGCCGCUGCCGCUGAGCAUAAGGUGCUCUCCUACCUCCCUUACCUCCAACACCAACCUCCCACGCACUUACAAACCGGGAAUACGGUAACACCUCCCAAUGGGGAUCUGGGGAGUCUACAGUCUGCGGACCAGAGCCAGCAAGGUGAGGUGGCAGCGAAUUCCCUCAACGAUCCAUACGGCCCCCGACGUUGGCGCUCCAGUAUGGUGGAGUUGAGUGGAAAGAAUCGGGCUCUCAAUGAGUUCUCGGUCGAGAGGAUUGGAGAGGAGGUGGAUCAGCAUCUCGUAGUACUUCAUGGAUACGGAGCUGGCCUCGGCUUUUUCUACAAGAAUUUCGAGCCUCUGAGUCGACUAAAAGGGUGGCAGCUUCAUGCACUGGAUCUGUUGGGCAUGGGUCGCAGCACCCGGCCGUCAUUUCGCAUCAAAGCGAAGAAACGUGAACAUGCCAUCAAAGAGGCCGAGGACUGGUUUGUGGACGCAUUGGAGGAGUGGCGGCUCAAGCGCAAUAUAGAUCGGUUUACCCUCCUAGGCCACAGUAUGGGUGGCUACAUGGCAGUCGCCUAUGCUCUCAAGUAUCCCGGUCGAUUGAAUAAACUUAUUCUCGCUUCUCCAGUGGGCAUACCGGAAGACCCGUACGCCAUGUCGGCGGAUAUGCCCUCUGAGUCGGCCAUGGCCAACGAGGUUGCCCAGGACCAAAGCAACGUUGCUCGAUCCGCUUCGUCGGUGCAGAAAGGGGAUAACAACAUCCUUCUUAAAGGUGCUCCUACAAAUGAUACUACCUCUAGCAACCGUCCGCCUCGCCGGAUGGUGCCCAAGUGGUUUGCCUACCUUUGGGAUGCCAACAUCUCGCCCUUUUCGCUGGUGCGUUGGGCCGGACCCCUUGGGCCACGGCUGGUAUCCGGCUGGACAUCUCGACGCUUUUCCCACUUGCCUGCGGAUGAAGCGAAGGCCCUUCAUGACUAUUCGUAUUCAAUUUUCAACCUACGAGGCAGUGGGGAGUAUGCACUUUCGUAUAUCCUCGCCCCGGGAGCCUUUGCCCGCAGUCCUUUAAUCCGCCGCAUCCACGGCGUUGGACGGCAGAUGAUUCAGUCACCCUCUUCCUCGCCCUCGGAGUGGGAGACUGCCAAGAUUCGAGACUCAUCCCCAUCACAAUCAUCUUCCUCGGAUUCUGCUAUCGACCCGAAAUCGAACUCCCAGACUCUGGCCCCGUCUGUCUCUGUCCAGCGGGAAAAUGGAAUUCCAAUUGUUUUCAUGUAUGGCGACCACGACUGGAUGGAUGUCAAAGGGGGCAUGGCGGCGCAAGCGAAGCUCGAGGAAGAAAAGCGCCGCAUCCUUCAGAACGCAACGCCGGAGGAGCGUGAAUCCGACAAUGGGUCGGCAAAGGUCGUGGUCAUCAAAAACUCCGGGCACCACAUCUACUUGGACGGAUGGGAGGAGUUCAAUCGCGUCGUGCUGUCAGAAAUGGAGGACGUGGCCCGCAAAGAACGAAGAAGCCAUGACCACAAUUGA
This is a messenger RNA of Aspergillus tanneri, 1629 nucleotides long. RefSeq names its product putative alpha/beta hydrolase (gene ABHD4). The transcript is spliced from 2 exons. Lineage: Eukaryota; Fungi; Ascomycota; Eurotiomycetes; Eurotiales; Aspergillaceae. The coding region runs from base 1 to 1629 and encodes 542 amino acids. Gene Ontology annotation, molecular function: A2-type glycerophospholipase activity. Gene Ontology annotation, cellular component: mitochondrial inner membrane. The record is from RefSeq and is a predicted model, not a curated record. Gene Ontology annotation, biological process: cardiolipin acyl-chain remodeling.